Messenger RNA from Phragmites australis (common reed), 1058 nucleotides. Its product is annotated as exosome complex exonuclease RRP46 homolog. Gene Ontology annotation, biological process: poly(A)-dependent snoRNA 3'-end processing; nuclear mRNA surveillance; rRNA catabolic process. Bases 159 to 878 code for a protein of 239 amino acids. NCBI's taxonomy places the organism in Eukaryota, Viridiplantae, Streptophyta, Magnoliopsida, Poales, Poaceae. The transcript is spliced from 7 exons. Gene Ontology annotation, cellular component: nuclear exosome (RNase complex); nucleolus; cytoplasmic exosome (RNase complex). The record is from RefSeq and is a predicted model, not a curated record.
GUUGGAGCACGGACGGUUAGGAUUAGUCUGGACAUGGGCCACGGUGACUACCCCUCGUGGAGCGACAGGGGUUAGGGUUCUUGAGGGCUUCUUCUCCUUGCACGCCUUCUCGGCAUCCGCCGCCGCCAUUUGCCGACCGGAGCGCGGGAGAGGAGAGGAUGGAGGGGACUAGCCGUGCGGAUGGGCGGAACCCGAACCAGCUCCGGCCCUUCUCCUGCACUCGCAACCCGCUCCACCGCGCCCAUGGCUCCGCCCGCUGGGCACAGGGCGACACCGUCGUGCUGGCCGCCGUGUACGGGCCCAAGCCGGGGACCAGGAAGGGGGAGAACCCCGAGAAGGCCUCCAUCGAGGUCGUCUGGAAGCCCAAGACCGGCCAGAUAGGGAGGCAAGAGAAGGAAUACGAGAUGACGCUCAAAAGGACGUUGCAGAGCAUCUGCUUGCUCACGGUUCAUCCAAACACCACCACCUCGGUCGUGCUUCAGGUCGUGAGCGAUGACGGUUCUCUUCUGCCAUGUGCAGUUAAUGCUUCCUGUGCUGCCCUUGCAUUUGCUGGCAUCCCUUUGAAACAUCUUGCUGUUUCAAUCGGCUGUGGGGUUAUGGAGAACGGUGCGGUGAUUUUAGACACAAGCAAGGCAGAAGAGCAGCAAUUGAAAUCAUUUACCCAUUUGGUAUUUCCCAAUUCGCGCAAGUCUGUCAAUUCGAAUGAAUCAAAACAGAAAGAUGAGCAUUUUGAGCGAGGAUUGAUAACCUGUUUCACCCAUGGAGUGAUGUCUGAGGACGAUUAUUUCAACUGCUUAGAGAGAGGUCUUGCUGCAUCCUCACGAAUCUCAGAUUUUAUGAGGACGACUUUCCAGCAGGAGGCAUCAGAAGAUGUUUGAGUACCAUCAUUCGUAGCAAUCCAGCAGUACAGUUUUGGUGGCUGCUCAUGUAACAAUGUGCCGGGCACUGUAACUACAUUCUCACAUUUCUUUUUUGAUCUUUUUAUGCGAUCUGAAAACGAAUGAGAUCAGAAAAUUGGGCGGACGACUUGAUGAUAAGGUCAGAUGUUUCUGUGAGCA